Molecule: messenger RNA, 1722 nt
Organism: Suhomyces tanzawaensis NRRL Y-17324
Lineage: Eukaryota; Fungi; Ascomycota; Pichiomycetes; Serinales; Debaryomycetaceae
Gene: PTC5
Product: type 2C protein phosphatase
Exons: 1
Coding region: 1-1722 (573 amino acids)
Biological process (GO): protein dephosphorylation
Molecular function (GO): cation binding; protein serine/threonine phosphatase activity
Source: RefSeq, a predicted model, not a curated record
AUGCUCAGCAAGCGGAUGCUUUCGUCUUCGUUGAGACGAAGCGUGAAGUCCGGCAUCUUAAGCACCACCAAGACUCCCACCACCAGUAGUAAGGCUGGCGAGGACAGCAAUGAAGGCAAUUCCAUCUUCAGAAAGAGGGUAGCGUUGGUCUCUGGCAUCAUCAUAGUGGGAUCCUACAUCUCAUUCAACCUGUCGAACUACUACAACCUCGACACCAUUCCUCCAAACACCAGCGGCCUGGGGCCAGGGAUCAACCCCAAACUCUUGAAAGGAUCAGGGGUCACCACGCCCCUUCCUUCGGACUCCAAGUUUUACUCCACCUCAACUUCGUCUCUCCAUCAGGCCAACAGUAUCAGUCACCAGCAGCACAAGGAAGGGGUGUUCUUGCUCAACGAAGACCAGGUCAGUACCAAGUUGAGACUGUUUGAGGAAAGUUACAGCGUCAGCAGAGGCAAGGGUGUGACCAGAUAUGAUAUCUGUCAAUUGCCAUCCAACUCCCCAAUAGAAGAUGAUAGAGCAGAAGAGAUAGUCCAAGUUCCAAUCUUACAGGAUAACAACGUCAAGACCUCCACAGACUGGAUGUUCUUCGGUGUGUUCGACGGUCAUGGGGGCUGGACUACAGGAAGUAAAUUGAGAGACCAAUUGAUCACUUAUAUUAUCCAUGAAUUGGGUACUAUUUUCAAGCCUGCCAAUGAUGACAAUUUGAGGUACGUUCCCAACAGUGCUACUAUUGAUCAGGCCAUUAAGAAUGGAUUCUUGAAGUUAGAUCACGAAAUUGUCAACAAGAACAUCGAAAAACUUUUGAACGAUAACAACAAAGCCAAGGCUGCUGAAUUAUUGAUGCCCGCGUUAUCUGGCUCUUGUGCCUUAUUGUCGUUCUACGACACUAACUCAAAACUUUUGAAGGUUGCUGUCACUGGUGAUUCAAGGGCCAUUCUUGGCUCCUUUAAGGAUAACCAGUGGACUGUCAAGCAAUUGAGUAUUGAUCAAACUGGUUCCAAUCCUACUGAAGUUGCCAGAAUUAUUAGUGAACAUCCCGACGAACCAAACGUCAUCAGGAAUGGUAGAGUGUUGGGUAACCUCGAACCUACUAGAGCAUUUGGUGACUGCAGAUAUAAGUUGCCAGCAUCCAUCCAAGAAAGAAUUUACAAACAGUUUUUCGGAAGAAGAUUACCAGAUCAUUUGAAAUCCCCUCCAUAUGUCACCGCAGAACCAGUCAUUACCACAACUAAGAUUAAUCCAGAAAACAACGAUUUUUUGGUAAUGGCUUCGGAUGGACUCUAUGAAAUGUUGACCAAUGAAGAAAUUGUCGGUUUAGUUGUGAAGUGGAUGGAGAAGGAGAAGAUGAUCAAACCAAAGAAGUCUUUUUGGAAUGCAUUCGCUUCUACAGAAAAUAAGCUCCCGGAAGUUUCCGAUAUCACUAACGACAAAUCAUCUAAAAAGCCCAUCAGAAGAAAACAUGCUGGAACCGGUGCAUUCUUGUUGGAAGAUAAAAACGUAUCGACACACAUCAUUAGAAAUGCUUUAUCCAAUGGGGGAUCCAGAGAACAAACCUCCAUGUUGAUUUCUAUUCCCAACCCGGUUUCGAGACGGUACAGAGACGAUUUAACGGUCACUGUCGUCUUUUUUGGUGAAGAUCCAAAAGGAGAAAACGAGAACGGAAAACUUGAGAUCAAUCAAGAGGCCACAGCAGGUGGUUUGAAUGCAAAGCCAAAGCUUUAA